This is a messenger RNA of Falco peregrinus (peregrine falcon), 3127 nucleotides long. RefSeq names its product t-complex 11 (gene TCP11). The record is from RefSeq and is a predicted model, not a curated record. Gene Ontology annotation, cellular component: acrosomal vesicle; sperm flagellum. Gene Ontology annotation, biological process: regulation of sperm capacitation. Lineage: Eukaryota; Metazoa; Chordata; Aves; Falconiformes; Falconidae.
UGCUGCCAUGGCACAACUGACUGCGAAGCCAGAUUGAAGAGGCCUUGGACAUGGAGCUGAUUAGACAGGAGGCUGAGCACGGAGCUCUGGAUAUCCAUGGCCUCACCACGUAUGUCCUUGGCACCAUGGCAAGGCUGUGUGCGCCCAUUCGAGAUGAAGAAGUACGAAGGUUGCAAAGCCUCAUAGACCCAGCUUAGCUUCUAAGGGAGAUCUUCCACGUGUUUGGCCUGAUGAGAAUGGAUAUGCUGAAUUUCACCAUCCAGAUCCUCCGCACCCACUUGCAAGACCACACCAUCCAGUAUGAACAGAAGAAAUUCCGGGAACUCUUGGAUAAGCUGCCUAAUACCCUGGAUCGCACAAGAGCAUGACUGUGCAAAGCAGCAGCAGAAGCGUUUGCGUCCUCUUCCAGCUGCCACCCCCACUCCGCAGUCAGUGGCUCACCUGCCGCACACUCAGCAGGGGCAGCCAGCAGCAGCACAACUGGGCCAAGUCUCAUGUCCGUGCUAAAUCGAGGAUACAUGAAUGUGCUUUGCCGGGAGCCUGGGCGAGAGCAAUACCCUGAGACAUUGCUUAUGGAUCAGGCUCGACUGCAGGAAGUACACGUACAGGUGAAUCUGCUUACCGUCAUAGCUGCAGUCCAGCUAGUGACCGCUGGCAUCUGUGGAAGCACCUUAUGUGGCUCACCUGGGUUUGUAGCUAGGCUGAAACAGGUAACAAAGGUCCUCCUGGAAGGGCUGUCUUGUACCAGGUAUGAAGAAGCUUUAGAAGAUACCAGCAACCAAGUGCUCCAGGAAGUCGGCAUACUCUCACAGCUGGGUUCCUCUGCUUUUACCGCUGAGAAAUGUGCUUUCCUGAAAGCCCAGAUAAAAAACAUUGCAGGGAAGGGCAACGCAGUCCGGCACGUCAUUGAGCAGCGGAUUCAUUCCUUCCUUGACCUCUUCAUUUCCCCUGAUGGACAGAAUUCUCAGAAAGAUUUCCCAAAGGGCCUUGAUCCCAUUCAGGAAGAGCUGCUGGAAGUUGGGCACAGGUUUGGAAGCGUCAUGCACAACAGGCAGGUGUUCCGACCUUUCUACUCGGCAUUUCUCAGGGCGCUUUUCCCAGAUGCAGCAGCAGACUCAGAUGGAGGGAUGGCAGAUUCUUACUGAUCAUCUUCACUGCGUACCGGGCAGGGGUGGAACGCAUGCUCCAAGUUUCUCAAAUCAUGCCUCAGCUUGUAAAAAUCAAUCAGAUAAAUCCACAGGGACCAGCGUUGCUACUGGGAAGUGAUUUGGCAUGUCACUAUCUGAAUAAACCUCUCAACUACACGAGGUAGCUUUUUUUUUUUCCUCCCCAAACCCCCCCCUGCCACUAUUUGGUGGGGAAGGCAAUGGGAUGCAGAGCUCAUAAAACUGCAGUGCAGCUUAAGCUUUUCUUAAUUCAAGGUGUUAAUUCUGCCAUGGGCCUGUAACCUACUUUGCUGAAAUGUUAGUCACAGCCCAGGGACGCUGUUUGCAUUUGAUAAAGCCACAUGGUAUUUCAAAUCAUUAAAACGGCUCAAUAUAUUUCAAUGUUAGCUUGAAAACCUGACUUAUUGAAUUAUUAGAAAUGGAACAUAUGGUAUAAAUUUAGCAACCCCUGGUGUAUUUAGUAUUUUACAUCAGCCAGAUUAUACUUGACAUGAAAAUCUGAACUUUAACCUGUAUUUAAAUGUCUGGAUUUCUUGCUCUAAUUUUACAUAAUGAAAAUGUCCUACUUCUUGGCAAGUCAAAAGUCUUUGCUGGGUGAAUACCAUGUACAGUGGCUGCCCAAACUGUUACAGUUGUAACAUGAAACCGCUUGCUGCUGUGCUACAGAGAAGUGAUUUUAGCGUUUAUCGUUAGUAAACUGGGGUCCCGACAGUCCCCAGUGGAUGUUGGUGGGGGUAAAAAUGAGCUUUUCUCACUGUCACACAGAAAGCAUACACAAAGCGGUUGGAGACUGCUGUACUAUAGGUAGAGCCAUCUUUAACAGAAUGUUACAGAGGAUGUAUAGAGGGUAGAUUAGAUAUUAGGAAGAAAUUCUUUACUGCGAGGGCAGCGAGGCACUGGCACAGGGUGCCCAGAGCAGCUGUGGGUGCCCCAUCCCUGGCAGAGCUCAAGGCCAGGCUGGACGGGGCUCAGAGCAACUUGGGCUGGUGCCAGGUGUCCCUGCCCAUGGCAGGGGGUGGGAAUUAGAUGGUUUUUAUGGUCCCUUCCACAAACUGUCCUAUGUGGAUGCGUUUUUAUGCAUCAAUUAGUUUUUCUCAAAAUAAUCAUCAGUAUUUGGAGUCAUUAUGACUAACUGCAAAAAGCACAGUUCAACCAAAGUGACUACUCAGCACCUGCACAACCCCCCAUUCUGCAGCCAAAGAACCACCCUGCGACAGCUCCCAGCUCAUUCGCCUCCUGUGCUCCCCUCCACAGCUGCAGCACAUCGUCUCUGCGCAACGCUCCCGUGUUUUCUUGUUCCUUGGAUUUACGAAGCGGAGCAGGGCAGGUACAGCGCUAGACUGAGCUACCUCAACACCACAAACCUGCCCUGCCUCACCCCUUUUCUCUUACCUUCACAGGUCAGGGCUGUUCGACGAGGAUGAGAACAGCUUUCCUUUAACACACGUGACCAGGAGACUUCAGUCUAACACCGACAUCACGGAGCAAAUGUGUGUCUAAGUUUGUUUAUUAAUUCAGUCUGUUCUAAGUUGUACAAUUAUGAAAACAACAAAACGACUGCUGGAAGCCCAGGAAUAUUUACAAUCUCGCCUUGUUGUCGUGAGGUCAGUCUAUGUUGUUGCACAGAUUGGUUAUGUUUGGUACCACAAGAUGUUUAAAAUUCAGACAAAUUUUGAACAGAUUAACAAUUGUAUAUACAGGAAAUAAAAGGAAAUUCAAGUAUCAAAAUACAGACAGAUUAAAUAACAUUUGUAUUACAAAUCAGUCCCACUGCCAUACAUCACAAUUAGCAAAAAUGUCUACAUUGCAAACUGAACUUGACUGUUCUCUGCCCUGUUAGGGAAUCUCAGGUUAUUCUUCCAUGGGUAAGAAAAGUGUUUGAGCUAGAUUGACUUUGCAAAAGCAGCACAGUUACUUUCUUUUGGGAAAAAAAAAAAAAAAAAGAAAGAAAAGAAAUAAAA